CCCAAUUAGUAAAUAAAUAGAACUAAUCUAACCGACUUGGUGGUGAUUUAUCCAUGUUGGGCGUUAAUCAAUCGACUGCCUUUUUUAAUCUGGUCACUCGGUGACUGUGACAGUUCCGGACAAUGACCAAAGUCAGCUAAUAAUGGCGCGAAUUACCAGUAUCCUGGAUUUGGACCCCAGUUCUAUAUUGUAUAUUCUAAAGCUUUUGAGCUUAGAGGACCAGUUGCACCUGGCGAGGUGCUGUCGAUUCUUCAGGGACGCCUUUCUCCACCUGCACCGCCACCAUUUCCAGGAAGUCGUCGACAAGGACACGAACCUAAGGACUCUGGAGGAUUGGCACACUUUUCUGUGGCUGUGCGGCGGUCGCAUCCGUACCCUGGAAUCCCACUUCGACGAUGACCAUCCACUGCAGCUGCUCCCGCUGAUCAGCAGGCACUGCUACCGACUGGAGGGGAUCUCCAUAUACAAUGCAACUGUGGCCCGAGCGCAGCCGUAUCUGCUGAGGAUGAGUUCCCUCAGGAAAGUGCACGUUCGCAACUACAAGAGCACCAGCAAGGACCUAAUCAGGGCCAUAAGGAUACACCUGCCGCGCGUAACCAGCCUUAGCCUGGAAAGCUUCGAUCGCAGGGAGUUACAAGAAGUGCGGCACUUUAGCGAGAUGGUGGAUCUGGGCUUGUACGACGAGGUCACCGCCUCGGAAUUCGCCACCAUUGUGAAACCCAUGAGGGAGCUGCGUUGCCUCCAGAUGCGCAAUGCCAAGCGCUCUCUGAUCACAAGCAAUCUCAGGAUGCUGGCCACCAACUGCCGCCAGCUGGAAAAGCUGACGUUCAACGACUGCGAAGCUGAUCUGUUGGUCCUGCCGCAGUUUGCGAACCUAAAGUACCUGCAAAUAUACUGCCCGGAGGACCUAAAGACGCGCCUCUUCAAGGCACUGGCAAAGAGCCAGUGCUCCAUGCAGCUGGAGUAUCUCAUCCUGCAUCGCAAGCGUUGGAUUGACGAGAAGCAGGCGCAGUACAUCAGUGCUUUGAAGGAGCUCCGAUGGCUAGUCUGCAAGCCUCGAGACGAUCUCUGCGUUCGCCACUUGUCGGAGUUGAGACAAUUGGAGUGCCUUUCAGUGCAGUCUGCUCGCGAAAUCGGAGAAACGCAACUUUCCUUGCUGGUGGCCAACAACGAGCGGCUGCGGUAUCUAAACAUCUGCUAUUGCCUUGGCAUCACAGACGCCUUUGUUCUGGGCACUCUGGGAAGUCUGUCCAGCCGAGCGGUUCAGCAACCUCUGGAGCUUUUUGCAGCGGCCACUGACAUCAGGCAUGACAUCAUGGAGCGACUGCCUCACGACUUUCCCCUAAAAAUGCUCUGCCUGAACUUUGAAUGCAGCGAUGGAAUGACCAGUGGCAAUCACUUUUAUGCCGACGAGCCGGAAUUCGAUCGCCAAGCUGUUUGAGGCCUUGUUCGUUUCACAACGAAUGUUUCUUUAAACAUUACCAAAAAUCCAAACUAAAUUAAUACAACUUUAUAUACAGCUUUAUUCGUGAUCGUAUCACUUUGAGUGAUAUUCUUUUGUUAUUGCACAACAAUGUAUUCAACUUUUUCACUAUAUAA
Drosophila subpulchrella is the source of this 1599-nucleotide messenger RNA. RefSeq lists its product as uncharacterized. The coding region runs from base 143 to 1441 and encodes 432 amino acids. The record is from RefSeq and is a predicted model, not a curated record. The transcript is spliced from 3 exons. Gene Ontology annotation, molecular function: protein binding. NCBI's taxonomy places the organism in Eukaryota, Metazoa, Arthropoda, Insecta, Diptera, Drosophilidae.